Messenger RNA from Menidia menidia (Atlantic silverside), 2001 nucleotides. The record is from the annotation of a GenBank genome assembly. NCBI's taxonomy places the organism in Eukaryota, Metazoa, Chordata, Actinopteri, Atheriniformes, Atherinopsidae.
AUGGAUACAGAAAGUGUCCAUCAUAAUGACAGCAAUUCACAGCACCAUGACACAGAGUUGUUCUCGUCCGAAGAGGACAGCAGCCUCUACUUCACCUACACCGGAAGGCGCAACGAACUCGAAGUCAACAAUCUGCACUAUGUGGUGGACACGGCGGCUCAAAUCCCGUGGUACGAGAGGCUGUCGGAGUUCAAGCUGCCGUGGGAGAUAACGGGAAACAAGCAGACAGCCAUCAACAGGCUCAGCCUCCGGGUUCACAGCGGACAGAUGCUGGCCGUCAUUGGCAGCUCAGGCUGUGGAAAGACCUCUCUCCUGGACAUAAUCACUUGUCGAGACGAGGGCGGCACGAUGACCUCCGGUCAGAUCCUGAUCAACGGGAAAGCCAACACGCCGCAGCUGGUGAAGAAAAGCAUCGCCCACGUGCGCCAGGACGACCGGCUCCUUCCCCACCUCACGGUCCGCGAGACCCUCUGCUUCGUCGCCAAGCUCCGGCUUCCCACAGACUGCACGCAAGCUCAGAGGGACCAGAGGGUGGAUGAUGUCAUCGCAGAGCUGCGGCUGCGGCAGUGUGCGAACACCCGGGUGGGAAAUGACCACGUGAGGGGUGUUUCUGGAGGAGAAAGAAGAAGAGUCAGUAUAGCUGUCCAGCUGCUCUGGAACCCCGGCAUUUUGAUUUUGGAUGAGCCCACCUCAGGUUUGGACAGCUUCACGGCCCACAACCUGGUCAUCACGCUGUCCCGCCUGGCCCGGGGAAACCGCCUGGUGCUGCUGUCCGUCCACCAGCCUCGGUCGGACAUCUUCCAGCUCUUUGACCUGGUGGUGUUGCUGUCUUCGGGCUCAGCCGUUUACUGCGGCGCGGCGCGCGACAUGGUGCCGUACUUCACUGCCCUGGGCCACCCCUGCCCGCGGUACUGCAACCCCUCCGACUUCUACGUGGAUCUGAUCAGUGUGGACCGGCGCACUCCGGAGCGAGAGGCCGAGUGUUUGGAGCGGGCCAGACUUCUGGCCGAGAAGUUCGCCGAAAAGGUCCAGGACACCGACGACCACAUGUGGAAACCCUCCGAAACCACAUCGACACAAACCGACAGCACUCUGCAGCACAGCAAGAAAACAGGAGAGGAAGUCAUUACGGUUUCCAAAGAGAAAAAGAGGCUGCCCGGAAAGUUAAAGCAGUUUACCAUCCUCAUCAGGCGCCACAUGUACAAUGACUUCCGGGACCUGGUCACUCUGCUGGUCCACGGCCUGGAGGCCCUCCUCAUGUCACUGCUGGUCGGGUUUCUGUACUUUGGGGCGGGAGAAACGCGUCUGAACAUUCAGGAUACGGUGGCCCUCCUCUACAUGAUCGGAGCGCUCACUCCAUUUGCCGUGGUGCUGGACGUCAUAGCCAAAUGUCACACGGAGAGAGCCAUGCUCUACCACGAGCUGGAGGACGGCAUGUACUCCGUCACCUCCUACUUCUUUGCCAAGAUCCUGGGGGAGCUACCGGAGCACUGUGUGUUCACCCUGGUCUACGGCCUGCCCAUCUACUGGCUGGCCGGUCUGAACGAGGCUCCGGACCGCUUCCUGCUGAACUUCCUGCUGAUCUGGCUGAUGGUGUACUGCAGCCGAGCCAUGGCUCUGUUCGUGGCCGCGUCCCUGCCCACCCUGCAGACGUCUGCCUUCAUGGGCAACGCUCUGUUCACGGUCUUCUAUCUGACCGGGGGUUUUGUGAUCAGCCUGGAGAACAUGUGGCUGGUGGCCUCCUGGUUCUCUUACGCCUCCUUCAUGCGGUGGGGUUUUGAGGGGAUGCUUCAAGUGCAGUUCAGAGACAACAGUUAUCCGGUCAACAUAGGAAACAUCACCAUCAAUGUUGAUGGCAUUCAUGUUGUGGAGGCCAUGAAAAUGAAUCAGUACCCUCUGUUCUCAUGCUACCUGGUCCUGCUGGCGGUCUGUCUGGGUUUCAUGGUGCUUUAUUUCAUCUGCCUUAAAUUCAUCAAACAGAAGUCCAGUCAGGACUGGUGA